Messenger RNA from Colossoma macropomum (tambaqui), 4637 nucleotides. RefSeq names its product transcription factor 7 like 2 (gene tcf7l2). Gene Ontology annotation, molecular function: RNA polymerase II cis-regulatory region sequence-specific DNA binding; DNA-binding transcription factor activity, RNA polymerase II-specific. The transcript has 15 exons. Gene Ontology annotation, biological process: canonical Wnt signaling pathway; regulation of transcription by RNA polymerase II. The record is from RefSeq and is a predicted model, not a curated record. NCBI's taxonomy places the organism in Eukaryota, Metazoa, Chordata, Actinopteri, Characiformes, Serrasalmidae. Gene Ontology annotation, cellular component: catenin-TCF7L2 complex; beta-catenin-TCF complex. Bases 547 to 2016 code for a protein of 489 amino acids.
UCCUAAACUCUGCUGCUCUUCACCAAAGCUGCCUUUUCCUUCCCUGCUUUUCAAACUGCUCUCUCGUCUGCCCGUUUCCUCAAGCCUUUUUUUCUCUCCCUCUCUCCACACUCACUCGCUCACACUCUCUCUCCCUCUCUCUCUCUCCAAUACUUUCCUGCCCCUCUCUAUUUAUGAAAACGUCACUUCAAGUCCCUCCCUGUUUGAAUCUCAUUAGUUUCUUGUGUGUUUCUCCCUGUCAAUAAUCCCGAAUCCAGACUCUCUCUAUUUCCAUCCCUCUCUAUCUGUCAAUCAGCGCCGCCUUUGAACUGAAAACCACUCCGACCAACUUCAACUCACUCAAUCCGAGCGCCUCGGCUCCAUCUCCGGCUUCUUUUUCUGCCAAGAUCCCCCCUCUUUUUUAGUUUUCUACUAACCGCCAGUGCUCGGGGAAACGCCAGGGCAGACCCCUAAAAACUCCAGAAAAAAAAUCCUCGGGACUCGGGAUCGCAAAGAUCAAGGCUUUAAAAACUUUGCGUUUUUCGUCCCCCAAAAUUGCUCGGGAAAAUGCCGCAGCUGAACGGCGGUGGAGGGGACGAUCUGGGCGCGAACGAUGAAAUGAUCUCGUUCAAAGACGAAGGAGAGCAGGAAGAAAAGAUUUCGGAGAACUCUUCAGCAGAAAGGGAUUUAGCAGAUGUCAAGUCUUCUCUCGUGAACGAGUCAGAGACGAACCAAAACAGCUCUUCGGACUCCGAGGCGGAAAGACGGCCUCCGCCUAGGUCGGAAACUUUCAGAGACAAAACACGAGAAAGUUUAGAGGAGGCUGCGAAAAGGCAAGAUGGAGGGCUGUUCAAGAGCCCCCCGUACCCGGGCUAUCCAUUUAUAAUGAUCCCCGAUCUAACGAGCCCCUACCUCCCCAACGGAUCGCUCUCUCCGACGGCACGCACAUAUCUACAGAUGAAAUGGCCACUGCUAGAUGUUCAAGCAGGAAGUCUUCAAAGUAGACAAGCACUUAAAGAUGCCAGGUCCCCUUCUCCGGCACACAUCGUUGGGCCCUUCUGCUUGGAAUUCCCCGGACAGGCUGAUCUGAGCCUUCACCAAUUUCAGUUGUCUAAUAAGGUCCCUGUGGUACAGCACCCUCACCAUGUGCACCCGCUUACGCCUCUGAUCACCUACAGCAAUGAACACUUUACGCCUGGGAACCCUCCUCCACACCUACAGACAGACGUGGACCCCAAAACAGGAAUCCCAAGGCCUCCACAUCCUCCAGAUAUAUCUCCCUACUACCCUCUGUCGCCUGGCACUGUCGGCCAGAUCCCCCAUCCACUAGGAUGGUUAGUACCACAGCAAGGUCAACCAGUUUACCCAAUCACAACGGGAGGUUUUAGACACCCCUACCCGACUGCCCUCACUGUCAACGCAUCCAUGUCAAGUCUUCUCUCCUCCAGAUUCCCUCCCCACAUGGUGCCCCCCCACCACAGUUUGCACACCACGGGGAUCCCUCACCCUGCCAUCGUCACGCCCAACGUCAAGCAGGAGUCCUCUCACAGUGACAUCAGCACGCUCAACAGCUCGAAACAUCAGGACCCGAAAAAGGAGGAUGAAAAGAAAAAGCCGCACAUAAAGAAGCCUCUGAACGCAUUCAUGCUGUACAUGAAGGAGAUGAGGGCCAAAGUGGUGGCAGAAUGCACGCUGAAAGAGAGUGCAGCUAUCAAUCAAAUCCUGGGCCGAAGGUGGCACGCGUUGUCUCGAGAGGAGCAGGCCAAAUACUACGAGCUGGCCAGGAAAGAACGACAGCUACACAUGCAGCUCUACCCUGGCUGGUCAGCACGUGACAACUAUGCGGCUAACCAACAGGGGAAAAAGAAGAAGAGAAAAAGGGAAAAGCAGCAAGCAGAGGGCAAUGAACACAGAGAAUAUUUUCCAAAUCCUUGCCUUUCACUCCCUCCGAUUACAGACCUGAGUGCCCCUAAGAAGUGUCGUGCACGCUUUGGGCUCGAUCAGCAGAAUAACUGGUGUGGCCCGUGCAGUCUUUGAAUUGGGAAUAUGUUGAUGGUAGGUAUUUGUUUCUGCUAAGUAAUACCCUUCUCUGUGUCACACUUGUGCUCUCUCCACCCCCUGCCCUCAUCACAGGCGCCAGACUUUGUCCUGUUCUGUUGUGUCAUACUACUGUAUGCUAUGUGCAACCCAUUUCCAUCAUCUUUCUUUUAGUCCACCGUAAAUUCUUACGUAUGAUCCAUUGAUUCAGAACUCAUUCCACACUGCUGUAAGACAUACAUCACCAACCACUAUAUAACUAUACCCUAUAAGCAGUUAGGUACUUCAGAGUGUAGCAGCCCAGCCACAUAUCCUUACACAGUGCCCUGUAAACAUUCAGAGGAAAGGUCUGGGUGUUUCUGGAUGCGCUGGGAGAAGCGGUAGUAAUUGUGCCCUUAUUUAGGGAGCUGGGAGGUUAAAAGACCCUGCUCAGCACCGUUUCCUGAAAGAUGCAUCUGGCGUAAUUCCCCCAGAGAUGCAGAAAUCAAUAAAGAACACGGGAAGAUAUUUAGAAUCAAUAGGGAUCUUAAAAAAUGGAUAUUAGCUUAUUUGCAGCCUUUUGACAGGCAGUUAGGGCAGAGCUAGCCUGAGCUGCUCUAUGGAGCAUGUCCAGGCCGCAUGCAGAGUGUUUCAAAACGUUGCAAAGUGAAGCGUUUUCAAACUGUAGAACACUCCCGAACUAUGCUACUCCUACAGUCCGCAAGAUGAAGCCUGCCAUUAACAGAUCUGUCCUUUCCUGUAAGUGUCUGUUCAUCCAUCUUUGAUUACCAUGGUGCUUCUUCAUGACCCUGUACAGCUCAAUGCAUGUCUUCAGUUCUGCCUGCCCUUUGCCUACACAGGGUAUGUGUCUGGAUCAAAGUGUCUGCUUCUUUCUUCAACUCUGUCCAUUUCCUUUCACCCCCUUGCCUCUUAAAUAUGUCCGCCAGACAGUCUGUAUCUCUGUCCUUGUCCUUCUGCCUCUCUCUCUCUCUUGCACUUUUGUCUCAAACCUAUACCUGCAUAAGACCAGGCAGGGGUAUAACUUAGGAAACAAUCCUUACCUGGAUUUGAAUAGGAUUUAUAAUGGCUAAUAAUAAAAAGGGUUACAGUUACAUUCACUGAACUCCAUGUUUCAUUACUCCAUAGUUCCCCCUGUCUUUCUCUUCAUGUACCCACUGUUUGUUUUUCUAUCUCUGCCUUACAGUCCUGCAGUAGUGGAAGCUGAAUAGCUUAACUUGGCCUUUAGGCAGGAUAGAAAGAUUUUUUUUUUUAUUUUACCAUUUUUUUGUAUUUUUUGGCAAAGGGGGGGUGGGGGUUGGUCAGGUCAGGCUAGGGCAAGGUACACUGAGGCUUUCGCUCUUUCUCUUUUUCCAUCCCUCUCUCUCUCUUUCUGGUUUCUCUCUUUUUCUCUCCUCCUGAUUCAAAACAGGGUAUGUAUCCAGUCACCUUGGAGACAUGGAAUUCUCUCACUCUGUACUUCUGUCUCUCUCUCUCUCGCUGGCUCACUCGCUCUCUCACACUCUCACUCAAUAUCUCACUCUGUCUCUUGCGCUCCCUCGCCCGCCCCUCUCGGCGUACUGGCUUGGCGCUUGGUGAGCUUUUGCCCGUGUGGCUGGCUGGGAUGGCUGGCCGUAGGCGUAGCAGACGAGGGAGGGUCCUGACCCGAGCAGAAAUGCAAACAUGGCGCUGCGACCUCUGUGCACAGCGCUCACACACAUGUCUUAGGGGCAGGCUGAGAGUAGCGCAUCUCCUCUAACCUCUUACCUCUCCAUCUGAACUCCCCCCCAAGGAACGUGCAGAAAAAAGCAGGAAAGAGACAUGAAAAAAGGAAGCAAAAGAGAGGAGUGUAAUAAUUCAAGCUGAUGUGUAAACCGGAUGGGUUCCCUUGCGGUUUGCCGCGCCGAGGUGGAGUUCUUUUGUUUAGAGCUCGUUCUGUUAUCUCGCUAGGAGAAAACAAAGGCGGAUAUAUAGUGCUCACCUCUUUGACUGUGUCCCUCCGAGCCUCGGAGGCGGUUACUCUUCCUCCCUCCGCCUCUCGUCAUCACUUUCCCCAUCCUCCUCUCACUGUCUUCUUGUCUGGCAUCUGUGUAUCUGUUCGUCUGUCUCUCCUCUGUGUCCUCCCCUUUCUCCCGCCUCCUCUGCAUGCACGUAAUGGGAUGGAAGGUGAGAGGGAGUCAGUGGCAGAGAGCAAAAAGUGCUCAGGUGCUCAUCUGUUUGUAUUGGCGUUCUCAGAAAGCAAUAGCAUCCAAUUAGAUGCACUAUCUUACCCAAGGUUAUGAAUCGAUAUCUGAAAAUGUUCAGUCAUGCUGAAGAGCUGUCGAUUUUACACACUGAAUAUUGCCGGUGGACACAUACAUAUAUGCAGAAGUUUGGUGGUGCUGGAAAUGUGCAUUUAAAUGGGUGCUAAGGCUCCGGUAAAACAAGCCUCUCGGCAAGUUAGAAAACACUGCAGAGAUUACGUAGGAGUUUAAAACAAGGCUGCUCUCUGUUCGCAGGAGAAAAAAGAAGUGCAUUCGCUACAUUCAAGGUGAAGGCAGCUGUGCCAGUCCUCCUUCUUCGGAUGGAAGCUUACUAGAGUCCCCCCCAUCCUCCCCUUCCAUGGUCACCACCUCCCCGCCCUCGAAAGAGUCCAAACCACAGAC